This is a messenger RNA of Sodiomyces alkalinus F11, 657 nucleotides long. RefSeq lists its product as hypothetical. The record is from RefSeq and is a predicted model, not a curated record. Lineage: Eukaryota; Fungi; Ascomycota; Sordariomycetes; Glomerellales; Plectosphaerellaceae. The transcript is spliced from 2 exons. The coding region runs from base 157 to 618 and encodes 153 amino acids.
UGGGAUAGCGAUCCGCAGGAACGUCGUCCACCCAAGUUAUUAGCUCGGUACAUACCUAAUGAGUAAGGUACCUGAGGCACACUUUCAGCUUUCUUUCGAGGACGCUGGUUGACCGAUUCCUCGUUACGUCAUCAGUUGAGAGCUCACAAAACCCAAAUGUCCGCAUCCCCUCGGGGUUGCUGUGCUUGCAGCCACUGCGCACUUUGGCACCAACUGGACGACAUGCAGAUCUUUCCCUAUUUGUUCAGAGACGGGAAACAAAUGAUAAGGCCGAUGGAUCAAUGGCGCCAUCGUUUCCUGGCUUUAAGCGUGCAUAUAUGUACUGAGUACGGAUACGCUGCCGGGCUUUUCUUGCAGCUCGACGACGCCUAUCCUGCCGCCCGUCUCCGGACUCACCGGCCUGACACGCGGGACCUGCCAAUAUUUAGGGGCCUUCCCCAGGUUUGUUUCCCCCUUUCCCCUCGCAUUUCUUCUUCAUGGAUGGAAUUGGCUUUUGUACCUUCACCUUUCCCUACUUGCGCCAACAUUGCGCCACCAGUGCGCCCAGCUUCUUUCUGCCUCAAACUUAGCUUUGAGCCGCUGUCGGGGAUCGCAGAAAUACCCGUGGCGUUCGAUUGACAAGUCGCUCAACCUCGAGUACAAAUCUGCGCCCAUCGG